UUUUGUAUUUUGUAACAGAUUUUAGCUUUGAGUUUGAAAUUCCAUAUUCUAAUAAUUAAAAUAAAUUAAUAAAUAGUGUGCAGUAAAUAUGAUUGAUGAUACUGCAGCGAAAUAUAAUUUGAUAAAGAAAUAAGAACCAGUAUUUACAAGGGAGGUACUUAAAUCCGAAUUCGCACCGUGUUGCCGUUGGUUGAUGAAUAAUUGAAGAGUUGAAGACCGAAUGUUUCCAUUUUAAAAUUUGUGCUAAUUCGACAUUGGAUCAGAUUUCCUCAACUUGGUUGCAAGAAAUUUAAAGAAGUUAUAAAAGUUUAAAAUGGAACAAAAAUCGGACAUAACUGAUAAUUUAAUUGAGAAUUGGAAUGAAUAUUUUCCCCAUUAUCAGUUGAAGACUGCUGAUUUAAAGUCAGCACAGAGAUUGAUGGGAGCUGUUUUUGAAAUUUUUCAUAAGCUCGGUAUAGAUGCAGACGUUAUAGUAAACCCCUCUGAUGAAUGUGUCAAUGAUCACACUGUAUACUACCAAGAUCUUAUUCCUGUUCUAAAUAUGACCCGUGUGAUCAACCACUUGGUUAGAGGAAUGCCAGCAAUGACUACACCUAUCUACAUAGGCCAUAUCCUGCAACCCAUUCCUAAGAGAUCACGAGCCAUUCUCCUUUUGCUGUUUAAUUUAUUGGUGUUUCAAGAUCAUCAAAUGAAUGAGGUUGCUAUGUUUGAAGAGGAAUUAUUCUCUAAAGCGGAACAGUUGCGAGCAUUAGAAGAUAAAAAAAAUCAUUUGUUGAAUAUCAUGAAUGAACAAGCUGCGGAGAAGGGUAGGAGAACAGAGAGAUUAGAAAAGAUUAAUCAUGAGAUUAAAGUGUUUGAAAAUGAACUACAUCAAGAAAAUGAGAGUUUAAAAGAUGAAAAAGAGAAGUACAAUAUAGCACUAAAGGCUCAUAAUCAGAUGGAAUUGGUCUAUGAACAGAAGAAGACCAAUUUGGAAUCACUGUUGGCUGAAGUAGAGAAAAAGCGCGCAUUAAUUGUCCAUGAUGAGGAAGAUGUGAGGAGCCAGUUAGCAAAAGCUUUAAAGAAUCAAGAGGAGAUGGUAGAGAAGACAAAGUCUCUCAGUGCCACACUGAUGGAGAAAGAGAAUUGUGUGAAGAAUUUACAAACAACUAAAGCCAAUCUGGAUUCAGCAUAUACUGAAUUGGAUGAGAUUAUGAAACUUACAGAGUCUUUAAAUGAUCAAGAGAACGAUGAUUUUGGAGGUGAUGCUGAAGAAGGUGAGCUGUGUGUUCUUAAGGCAGAGAUUAGCGACUUGGAGGCACAGUUUGCUGAGCUGAAGGCUACUCGGGAAGAAAUUAAUGCAAGGCGACAGGAUACAAUGUCUGCAAGAUUGCAAGUGAAAAAUCAAUUGAAGAGCGAUGUCCACAACGCAAAAAAAAAGGAGAAGAAAUGCCAGGAGGUAUACAAAAGAGUGACAAAAGAUAUCGUUGAGAUGAAGGAGUUAUCGAAAAAAGCUGAGCAGGCGAAAGAUGAAUACUAUAAAAAUAUUAGGACAGUUAAACAUGAAUUUGAAGAAUCGCUGAAAGCAAUGAAUGAAGCUGUCAUUGAUCAAAUUCUGAGAGCCGAGAAGAGAAUUACAGCCCAAAUAAUGAACAGAGCUAAUAAUGAUAAGUAAUAAUAUACUGUAAAUAAAUAAUACCAAUUGUAA
This is a messenger RNA of Leptidea sinapis, 1687 nucleotides long. Its product is annotated as keratin, type II cytoskeletal 4-like. NCBI's taxonomy places the organism in Eukaryota, Metazoa, Arthropoda, Insecta, Lepidoptera, Pieridae. The transcript is spliced from 9 exons. The record is from RefSeq and is a predicted model, not a curated record. Bases 314 to 1654 code for a protein of 446 amino acids.